AAAACAUUUGUUGUUCUGAGCAACAACAAGAGCAGUGUGAAGUAAUUUGUCAUUAAAUUGUCGUUAAAGUGCAGCAUGCUGAAGCAACCGAGGACAUAUUAAGGCAGCAGCUACGUUUUCUUUUGGCUGUUGUUGUUUUGGUAAACUUCUGGGCAACAUAUUGUCGCCGCCGACCGCAACACUGGGCAAAAUUAUGAACUUGUGUUCCUCGGCGGGUGCAACGGCAUCGACCACAUCAUUAUCGUCCACAGGGCAAGGGGAAAGCAACGGCGGAGGCGGCGUUACAGAAGCACUAACCACAAAUUGCUUUGGCGGCGGAGGACACUCUGAGGCAUCGGCGUACAACGGCAGCAACGGUCAACAGAGUAACGGGCACCAUAAUCAGCCACACAACAACGACAACAAUUGCAGCAGCAGCGGCAGCAACAACAUGCCGCCCGAGACGCGUCCCAAAAUGGUGACAGUGAAGCAUCCGGAAUCGAACAAGCCGAAGCCGACCACCAAGAAGAGCAAACCCAUACAGGCGGAUCAGGAUGUGAUCAAAGCGUUGCAACGCUGUCGAGACGAAGGUAUUAAACGACUGGACUUGAGCAAAUCCUCCAUAACAGUCAUUCCCAAUACGGUUAAGGAGUGCGUGCACCUCACCGAGCUAUAUUUAUACAGCAACAAAAUUGGCCAGCUGCCGACAGAAAUUGGCUGUUUGGUGAAUUUGCGCAAUUUGGCAUUGAAUGAGAACUCGUUGACGUCGCUGCCCGAGAGUCUCCAGCACUGCACACAACUUAAGGUGCUGGAUCUGCGCCACAACAAGUUGGCCGAGAUUCCGCCGGUCAUAUACAGACUGCGCUCGCUGACAACGCUAUAUCUGCGCUUCAAUCGCAUUACGGCUGUGGCGGACGAGCUCCGUAAUCUGGUCAACCUUACAAUGCUGAGCCUGCGCGAGAACAAAAUUCGGGAACUGGGCAGUGCUAUUGGCGCAUUGGUAAACCUAACCACGCUCGAUGUAUCGCAUAAUCAUCUGGAGCAUUUGCCGGAGGAUAUUGGGAACUGCGUCAAUUUGAGCGCCCUGGACCUGCAGCAUAACGAGCUGCUGGACAUACCCGAGAGCAUUGGCAACCUGAAGUCAUUGGUGCGGCUGGGCAUGCGCUACAAUCGGCUGACCAGCGUGCCAGCCUCGCUGAAGAACUGCAAGUGCAUGGACGAGUUCAACGUGGAGGGCAAUGGUAUCACUCAGCUGCCAGAUGGUAUGCUGGCGAGCCUCAGCUCACUGACUACUAUCACGCUGUCGCGCAAUCAGUUCACCAGCUAUCCAACUGGCGGACCGGCACAGUUCACGAACGUGUACAGCAUUAAUUUGGAGCACAAUCGCAUUGAUAAGAUACCGUAUGGUAUAUUCUCACGCGCCAAGGGCCUGACCAAACUGAACAUGAAGGAGAACAUGCUGACGGCGCUGCCUCUGGACGUGGGCACGUGGGUUAAUAUGGUGGAGCUUAAUCUGGCCACCAAUGCGUUGCAAAAGCUGCCAGAUGACAUAAUGAAUCUGCAAAAUCUUGAGAUACUCAUACUGUCCAAUAACAUGCUCAAGAAAAUACCCAAUACCAUUGGUAAUUUGCGCAAGCUGCGCAUUCUCGACCUCGAGGAGAAUCGUAUCGAAGUGCUGCCCAACGAGAUCGGACUGCUUCACGAGCUUCAGCGACUAAUUCUGCAGACGAACCAGAUUACCAUACUGCCGCGCAGCAUUGGCCAUCUCAGCAACCUAACGCAUCUCUCCGUAAGCGAGAAUAACCUGCAGUUCCUGCCUGAGGAGAUAGGCUCGCUCGAGAGCCUUGAGAAUUUGUAUAUCAAUCAGAAUCCGGGCCUGGAGAAACUGCCCUAUGAACUGGCCCUCUGCCAGAAUCUCAAGUAUUUGAACAUCGACAAGUGCCCGCUUGGCACAAUUCCGCCCGAGAUACAGGCCGGCGGCCCCUCCCUGGUGCUGCAGUGGCUCAAGAUGCACUCCCCUUAUCGGCAAAUGUGAGAUGUGGAUGGCGUCUGGCGCACUGUCUAUGUGGGCAACGACUGCUACUAUCAGUACGAGCUUCAGACGGUGCAACAGGCGCAGGGAAAGCAGGCGGGUGGCGCCAGUGGCAGCAACGAGCGACGCUAACACUUGCUGCGCUACACAUGCGCGCUGAGCUGAGCCGCAGUCGAUGAGGAAGGACGGGACUCUGCGUAAUGGCUGGCAAAUUAUAGCUUUAAAAUGUUAUACCAAUGCACGACGGGUGGGUGUGCAACCGCCUCUUCUGUUCGAGAGUCUUUUUGAUGUCAUUUGAACUGCCCUUAUUUACACUUUUCCUAAGUUUAAUUUUAGUUGAACCUUUCCAUGGCACAAAUCCAUUUAUUUGGUCAUUUGUCACACUUGCUUCCAAGCUAGUCAAGAAUUCAGAAACGAUAUAAUUAAUGUGCACAGUUUUCAAUUCAUUCUAAAUUUGUUUUAUGGCAAAAAACAAGUAACAACCCGAAAGUUAUGAAAAUUGAUGUUGUAAAAACCUCACGAAUAUCUAAAUUUAAUGUUGAAAACGAGAUCACUCAUGCGCCAAGGAAUUGUUUAAAAAAUAUUAAUAUUAUAUACAUAUAAAAAUUAGACAUACUUUGAUUAAGCAGCAAAUACGCAAGAGGUAAUGCAAAGUAUUAAACACAAUUGUUCAACAUCAACGUAACUAUAAACAAAAACACAAAAAAAACUGAAAGCCUAAAAUUGAAAAAAAAAAAAAAAUGGUUUGUCUUUUGUGUUUGGCUCCAUUAACGAACUUGUUCCACAAGGAAUCAUUUUACGUAUGUAUUAGCCAUAGAGCAAAAUUAUAAUAGUAUAGUAACAUACCAUAUAUAUAUUGUUUCCAAAUGUGAAAAACUACCUUCAGUGUUAGUGGCAGCGAAAAAAUUGCAAUUGCCAAUAAAUGUAAGAAUAAAUAACAUGCAUGUGUAUUAAAUAUAAUUUAAUUGCAUUUAGCUACUAUAA
This is a messenger RNA of Scaptodrosophila lebanonensis, 2995 nucleotides long. It is a transcript of the gene Sur-8, whose product is annotated as leucine-rich repeat protein soc-2 homolog. Gene Ontology annotation, molecular function: protein binding. Lineage: Eukaryota; Metazoa; Arthropoda; Insecta; Diptera; Drosophilidae. The record is from RefSeq and is a predicted model, not a curated record. The coding region runs from base 194 to 2014 and encodes 606 amino acids. The transcript is spliced from 3 exons.